UCUCUCUCAUUUAUCUUUCUCAACCAACCAGAUCUUUCUCUCUCAUAUUUCAUUCUCUCUCUAAACAUAAAACACCUCCAUCCCACCACCACACCUCCACCAUCAACACCACCGUCGCCACACCAUCAACAGAAGAAUCCGAGAGACUAAAUGUUGUUACAGAUUGUUGUACAGAAGAAUCCGAAAGACUAAAUCUUCAAAGUUGUUUUGGUGAUUUGGCUCCUGAAGCUUUGAAUUACAUCAAACAGUUGGAAUCGGAGCUGUCUAUCGCCAAGAAGGCAUCUGGGCUGGUACACACAGAGCGUUGACUUUGGCCAUAACAGCUGGAGGUUGUGAGAGAUCAACAACUAUGCCUUACAAACAUUAUCAGACAUUGCGUAUCGAUGUUUAAAUGAAUCUCGUGAAGAUCGACCAACUAUGCCUGAGGUUCUGAGAGAUCAACAAUAAUAGGAAGUUUCCUGCAUAUGCUUUUCCUUGAUGGGUGGAUUUCUCAAAUAUAUAAUAUAUCUCAGCUACUCAAAACCACAUCUCUCUUUUUGGAUCUGAUUUACAUUGCUUGCUCUUGUAUUCAUUCCAAACAAAUUUGAUUAACAGAUCAAUGGCAUCUUCAUCAUCAUCAUCUUUUCACAACAUUUCUGCCUCUGUUUCUCAAUCAUUGAAUUAUGACGUAUUUUUGAGUUUUAGAGGCGAAGACACCCGCAAGACCUUUGUGGAUCAUCUCUACAUGGCUCUUGAACAACAAGGAGUACACACAUACAAGGAUGACGAAACACUUGCUCGGGGUGAGUCAAUCGGUCCAGCCCUCUUGAAGGCUAUCCAAGAAUCACGGGUUGCGGUUAUUGUAUUUUCUCAAAACUAUGCGGAUUCAUCUUGGUGCUUGGAUGAGCUUGUACAAAUUAUGGAGUGCAUGGACACAAGAGGGCAAAUAGUGAUGCCCAUAUUUUAUCAUGUAGAUCCCUCUGAUUUGAGAAAACUUAAGAGGAAAUAUGGAGAAGCAUUUGACAAACAUGCGGGGGAUAAUAAGCUCAAAGUUGAAUCAUGGAGACAAGCUCUGGAAAAGGCAGGCAAACUUUCUGGAUGGGUCAUCAAUGACUUUCAAAACAGUCACGAAGCAAAAUGCAUCAAAGAAAUUGUUGGUACAAUUUCGAGUAGGUUGUCUUCACUGAUUACAAACGUCAAUAAAGACCUCAUUGGAAUAGAGACACGCUUACAAGAUCUGAAGUCAAAGUUGAAAAUGGAGUCAGGUAGUGUACACAUUAUUGGAAUAUGGGGAGUUGGGGGUGGUGGUAAGACUACUCUCGCAUCUGCUGCUUAUGCGGAAAUCUCUCACCGAUUUGAAGCUCACUGCCUUCUUCAAAAUAUCCGCGAGGAGUCAAACAAGCAUGGUUUGGAAAAGCUACAAGAAAAAUUUCUCUCACUUAUUUUGAAAGCAGAUGUGAAGGUAGGGAGUGGGAUAGAAGGAAGAAGCAUUAUAGAAAGAAGGUUACGUAAUAAAAACGUAUUAGUUGUUCUUGACGAUGUUGAUGACCUUGAGCAACUAGAGGCUCUAGCCGGAUCACAUGCUUGGUUUGGUAAGGGGAGCAGGAUAAUAAUUACAACGAGGGAUGAGCAUUUGCUAACCCGCCAUGCAGACACGAUAUAUGAAGUGAGUUUGUUAUCACAAGACGAGGCUGUCGAGCUCUUCAACAAACAUGCAUAUCGGAAAGAUAAACCUAUAGAAGAUUACGAGAUGCUUUCAAAAGAUGUAGUUUCUUAUGCUAGUGGGCUCCCAUUAGCACUUAAAAUUCUAGGUUCUUUUCUAUAUGACAAAAACAAGGAUGAGUGGAAGAGUGCACUGGCCAAGUUAAAAUGCAUCCCAAAUGUUAAAGUCACCGAAAGACUCAAAAUAAGUUAUGAUGGACUUGAACCCGACCAUCAAAAAUUAUUCUUAGAUAUUGCUUAUUUUUGGAGGAGACUAAAGAUGGAUGAGGCAAUGAUGGUGCUUGAUGCUUGUAAUUUACACCCUCGUAUAGGGGUGAAGGUGUUGGUUCAAAAGUCUCUCAUAAAAGUUGAUUCAUAUGGAAGAUUUGAUAUGCAUGACUUGGUAGAAGAAAUGGCUCACUACAUUGUUAGAGGGGCACACCCUAAUUAUCCUGAAAAGCAUAGCAGGAUUUGGAAGAAGAAAGAUAUUGCAUACCUCUGUGAUAUGGGGGCAGAUGCAGUGCCAAUGGAAACAGAAGCAUUAGUUUUCCGUGGAUUUUUAUUUGGUUCAAGAUCUGAUGCCGUGGGUCUAUUUGAUGCUGUGGGUCUAUCUGAUGUUGUUGCAAACAUGAAGAAACUUAGGUGGAUUCAUUUUAUUAAUUAUCCGGCAUCUUCAUUCCCAUCGAAUUUUCAGCCAAGAGAGCUUGGUUGUCUAGAGUUGAUCGAGAGCGAACAAAAAGAACUCUGGCAUGGGUAUAAGCAUCUACCAAAUUUGAAAAUUCUUGAUCUUAAUUAUUCAAGGAACAUAAUCAGGACACCAGAUUUUGACGGCCUUCCAUGUCUUGAAAGAUUGAUUUUAUUGGGUUGUGAGAGUUUAGAAGAGAUUCAUCCAUCAAUUGGAUAUCACAAAAGGCUUGUUUUCGUGGACAUGACACUUUGUUCAAUACUUAAAAGGUUUCCACCUAUCAUACACAUGAAAAAAUUGGAGACUCUUAAUCUCUUUUAUUGCAAACAACUUCAACGGUUUCCAGAUAUCCAGUCAAACAUGGAUAGCUUGGUAACCCUUGAUUUGAGUGAUACUGGUAUAGGAAUAAUCCCACCAUCAGUUGGACGAUUUUGUACCAACCUUGUUUCCUUAGAUUUAAGUGAUUGUCACAAACUAAAAAGGAUAGAAGGGAACUUUCAUCUCUUAAAAAGUUUGAAAGACCUGAAUCUCAGUGGUUGUCGUGUUGGGUUACAAUCUUUUCAUCAAGACGGGUCGGGGAGCCUGAAGCUCCCUCAGUUUCCACGUUUUUUAAGGAAGCUGGAUCUUAGCAAUUGCAAUUUGGGAGAUGGAGACAUCCCAUCUGAUAUUUGUGAGUUAUUAAACCUACAACUACUAGACCUAAGUCAUAACAACUUUUCAAGAUUACCUUCCGGCAUCUCACGACUCCCGUGUCUCAAGUAUCUCGAUCUGACAUGCUGCAAAAGCCUUGUAGAAUUGUCAGACCUCCCAUCAAACAUAGCUAUUCUCAAAGCAGUUGAUUGUGGCUCACUUGAAAUUGUAAGAGAUUUAUCAGAUUAUAAAUGGUUGUGGAAAGUCUCACUUUGGAGGAAAGUGAACAAGAGGGUACUACUUUCUAUGCUUGAGAGAAAUGCAGCUGAAGAUCGUUUUAUGAGUGUCGAACAUUCCUAUGUUGAACCAUCAGGCAUUUUUACGAAAUCUAUCACAUUGCAACUUCCACACAAUUGGUACAGUGAAUUUAGUGGAUUUUUAUUAUCAUUACGUAGUCGUGGUUGCAAUUCGGAUAUGUUUAUCACAAUUAUUAAGCAGGAGACGUCCAUGGAUCACUCUGAGAAGUUUGAUAAAGAUUGUAGGGAACCAUUGUAUGAAAGGGUGGGUUAUGUACCCUUUAGUUCAUUGAGGCACAUCCCAUGGUUCAAUCCUCCAUACACUCAAAAUAUUUCAUUUCAGACUCAUGACGGUGGUCUUAAUGUGGAACUUGUUCAUAGUAAAAGUAAAAUAGGUGAUUUAAACGAACGCCCAAUCGAUUACUCAGAAUGUUGGGAUGAAGAAUAUCAUAAACAUACAAAGACAUUUGAGAUAAUAUAUGAUUCAAAGUCCUCUAAAAUUCAGAUUUCAUGGCGUCAUUAAUGUUGCAGGUAAAUUCCAAGAUUUUGUUUAUAGCAUCGUCAAAAACCAUUACUCGGUCUCAGUUUCAACAUUAUUAGGUCCACAUUUUGUUACCCUUUCUAGUUUACUCUUGCUUCUCCAACAUUAUUGCAGUCUACAAAAAAAAAAUUGUAAUAAAAUUUUCUUUGUUAUCUCUUAAGACUUCUAUAAGAUUUGUAUUCCACGUAA
Messenger RNA from Helianthus annuus (common sunflower), 4021 nucleotides. RefSeq names its product TMV resistance protein N. Gene Ontology annotation, biological process: signal transduction; defense response. Lineage: Eukaryota; Viridiplantae; Streptophyta; Magnoliopsida; Asterales; Asteraceae. Gene Ontology annotation, molecular function: ADP binding; protein binding. The transcript is spliced from 7 exons. The coding region runs from base 599 to 3814 and encodes 1071 amino acids. The record is from RefSeq and is a predicted model, not a curated record.